Messenger RNA from Neurospora tetrasperma FGSC 2508, 612 nucleotides. RefSeq lists its product as uncharacterized. The record is from RefSeq and is a predicted model, not a curated record. Bases 1 to 612 code for a protein of 203 amino acids. NCBI's taxonomy places the organism in Eukaryota, Fungi, Ascomycota, Sordariomycetes, Sordariales, Sordariaceae. The transcript has 2 exons.
AUGUUCGCCUUUUGGCGAUUCCUCGAAAUCAUCACCUUGAUACCAACAAUGGGCAUGCUCGCCUACUUCGUCGACGGCUACGUCAAAGCCAACCAGCUCACGCCCACCUACAUCCUCAUCCUCUUCAUCGUCUCCGUCCUCGCGCUGGCCUGGUGCAUCGCCACGCUUUUCACCUACCACCGCUCCUCCACCAACGCGCAAUUCGUCUCCUUUGUCGACCUCGCUUUCGUCGGCGCCUUCAUCGCCGCCGUCUUUUACCUACGCUGGAUCGGCAACGUGAACUGCACCUCGGUCGACCGGGGCAACCCGUACUUUGUCGACUUGGGCGCUGUCGGGUCUGCCAACUUUAAUACGUUCCGCAUCAAUAUCAAUAAGACGUGCGCCAUGUUGAAAGCAUGCUUCGCUUUUGGUAUCAUGAAUUGCAUCUUCUUCUUUAUUACCAGUCUGUUGGCGUGGAUUCAUGGUGGACAUACCGCACGGGGCGAGAGAGUUUACACGAGGAAGACGACGACUCAUCACCAUCAUCAUCACGGUGGACAUGGGAGGAGGAGUCAUAGUGGGAGCCAUAGUCGCAGCAGGAGGUCAAGGUCGCAUUCGAGGUCGUAUGUUUAG